Molecule: messenger RNA, 1242 nt
Organism: Sinocyclocheilus anshuiensis
Lineage: Eukaryota; Metazoa; Chordata; Actinopteri; Cypriniformes; Cyprinidae
Gene: ccdc25
Product: coiled-coil domain containing 25
Exons: 9
Coding region: 158-775 (205 amino acids)
Source: RefSeq, a predicted model, not a curated record
UGCAGCGCUGCUUGUUCCUGUUGUGGUCGGAAUGGGUGGUGCACAUGACAUGUGCCUCUGAUAGAAGAUUAUUUACCUCUGAUGUGCUCAGUGUUUUGUUGAAUACAUAUUCAUUGAAUACAAAGACCUUUCAAAGGUUGCGUCUUUGCGUAAAAAGAUGGUGUUUUACUUUAAAAGCGCAGUCGUCUCACCGCCCUAUACCAUCUAUAUGGGCAAAGAUAAAUAUGAAAAUGAAGAUCUUAUAAAGUAUGGAUGGCCUGAAGAUAUUUGGUUCCAUGUGGACAAGCUCUCAUCUGCCCAUGUAUAUCUAAGAAUGCCCAAGGGUACAACGAUAGAAGACAUGCCAAAAGACGUCCUGAUUGACUGUGCCCAGCUGGUCAAAAACAACAGCAUUCAAGGUUGCAAAAUUAACAAUAUUAAUGUUGUCUACACACCAUGGGGCAAUCUGAAAAAAACAGCGGACAUGGAUGUCGGGCAGAUAGGCUUCCAUCGGCAGAAGGAGGUGAAAAUUGUGGCAGUAGAAAAGAAAAUCAACGAAAUCAUCAACAGACUAGAGAAAACAAAAGAGGAGCUGUAUCCUGAUCUUGCUGCGGAGAAGGAGUCCCGGGACAGAGAGGAAAGAAACGAGAAGAAGGCUGAAUUACAAGAGCAGAAGAAAAAGGAGAAGGAGGAAACGAAGAAGAAAAAAGAGACGGAAGAAUUAAGGUACAGGCAUCAAUUUCGUCUGCUUACUUGUAACAUCUACUUUCCUGUAGGAAUUAUUCAUCACUCAUGAAGAGUGACAACAUGACCACAAAUGAGGGUGGCUAUGAUUCAGAUGAAUUCAUGUAAAGAAAAGGAAUGAAUCGGCGAUUAAGAAGAGCCAACAUCUUCCCCCACAAUAUCUUGUUUGUGAAAGGAAAGGACUUGAGACAUCAGAUAUGAGCCAUCAAUAAGAAACAGCAAAAUGCCAGGACCGUUCUAGAGCAGUUAGCUUUGUCAUUUCUUUGAAAAUACAAAUGCAAUAUGUAAAAUAUGUCAAAAAAAUAAAAUCGAUUAGAUUGCUCACAUAAACCAGAAGAAUUUGAAGAUCUCUGCUGAUUCUAUGUAUUAACCAGUUUUGUUGUUGAUGUUUUUGGAUGAAAUAAAGAUACUCAGAGUGGAGAUAUAUUAAUGGAUGUGUACGCUAAGACCUUUAUGGUAUUUUUGCUUGUAAUUUAUAUACCUUUUUGGAGUGAUACAAUUGAAUGACAAAUGCCUAAA